GUUAAACAAGUGCAGACAGGAAGUUAAUCAGCUUCUCUCCAAAAGUCAACAACUGAAGGAGAAAAAUUCAGAGCUGUCUCUGCGCACAUGUGAACUGAGGAGAGAGGAGGAAAGGAAGAGAGAGUGAGAUGACAGAGUGAUAAAGAGAUGGAGAGACAAUAGAGAGAGUCAAAGCCAGAGAGAGAGCGAGGGAGGGAGAGAUAGAACGAGCCAGAGAGAGACAGAGAGAGAUGGGGAAAAGGCGAUAGAGCAAAAGAGGGAGUGAAGCAGAGGAGAGCGGGGAGGAACAGAACAGGAGGUGUAGAGAGAGAGAAAGUGAUAAAGAGAGAGAGUGAGAGAGGUAGGGAGGAGGACAAGCAGCAGCAGCUCAGCUGUUGUUACAACAGGGAGAGCGUGCGGUCGUCGAGGGGAGAGAGCUGUUGCCACGGGGAUUAUUACCGUGUCUGCCGCGACGGCAACGGCCAACAGGAACCUGAGCUGAGGGGAGGUUGUUGGUUUGGUGCCGGCAGACACGAGCCUACAAGCAAGGCAGCAGGGAGCACGAGGAUGAGGUAGGAAAGAGAGGAGAAGAGAGCUGGAGAGAGGGACGAUGUCGGGCUGAACGAGGGAAAAGACAAAGGAGAAUGGAGAAAAAGAGAAAGAGGAGGAGGGAGGUUGAGAGAGAGAAUGAAGAUGUGAGAGUGUGAAACUGCGUCCACGAGGAAGUAAGUGAGCAAGGACGAGCCAAAGAGGAAGAGAAAGAGAGAAGUGCCAGUGUCUGCUCAGGUUAUUCUGCAGAGUUGUAGAAUAUCACUGAUUUCUGCUUCACUCUUCGUCUGUUCGCCUCGUCUUUCGCGUGAAGGAGAAGACGCUCAGUCACAACGUUGAGAAUCCACGGGAGGAAGCAGUUGAUUGGUUGAUCUUUCAGGGAGGUCGGGGGUCGAAGGCCAUGGCGGGCCGACUCCUCCUCUUCCUGAUCGUCUCGGUGACGCUCGGCAGCGCUCACUUCCAGUCCGGCCAGCGUCUGAAGCCCCGCCUCCAGAGAGACCGACGCAACAUCCGGCCGAACAUCAUCCUGAUCCUGACCGACGACCAGGACCUGGAGCUGGGUUCGAUGCAGGCCAUGAAUAAAACUCGCCGCAUCAUGGAGGAGGGCGGGACUUCUUUCUCCAACGCCUUCGUGACCACGCCUAUGUGCUGUCCAUCACGUUCAAGCAUGCUCACCGGGAAGUACGUCCACAACCACAACACCUACACCAACAACGAAAACUGCUCCUCGUUGUCGUGGCAACGGCAGCACGAGCCACGGACCUUCGGGGUCUACCUCAACAACACUGGAUACAGGACAGCCUUCUUUGGGAAGUACCUGAACGAGUAUAACGGCUCCUACGUCCCAGCUGGGUGGAGGGAGUGGCUCGGCCUGGUGAAGAACAGUCGCUUCUACAACUACACAAUGAGUCGCAACGGAGUCCGAGAGAAACAUGGAGCGCAGUACCCACAGGACUACCUGACUGACCUGAUCACAGCCGAGUCCAUCCGGUACUUCCGCUCCUCAAAGCGGGUUUACCCUCACCGCCCGGUCCUGAUGGUGCUGAGCCACGCGGCUCCACAUGGACCUGAAGACUCAGCUCCGCAGUACAGCACCGCCUUCCCUAAUGCAUCGCAGCACAUUACUCCCAGUUAUAAUUACGCUCCGAACCCAGACAAGCACUGGAUCAUGCGUUACACCGGCCCCAUGAAGCCCAUCCACAUGGAGUUCACCAACAUGCUGCAGAGGAAACGGCUGCAGACACUGCUGUCUGUGGACGACAGCAUGGAGAAGCUGUACAACAUGCUGGUGGAGACGGGCGAGCUGGAAAACACCUACAUCAUCUACACGUCUGAUCACGGCUACCACAUCGGACAGUUCGGUCUCGUCAAAGGUAAAUCCAUGCCGUACGAGUUCGACAUCAGGGUCCCGUUCUACAUCAGAGGACCUAACGUGGAGCAGGGCAGCAUUAACCCUCACAUGGUCCUGAACAUCGAUCUGGCUCCGACCAUUCUGGACAUCGCCGGCCUCGACACUCCUCCAGAUAUGGACGGGAAGUCAAUACUGGCUCUACUGGACACUGACAAACCUGCCAACAGGUUUCAAGUAAAUAAGAAGCCGAAGGUGUGGAGAGACUCGUUUCUGGUGGAGAGAGGGAAGCUGCUCCACCAGCGCGUCGAGGGAAAGGAAGUGUCACAGGAGGAGAACUUCCUGCCCAAACACCAACGAGUAAAAGACCUGUGUCAGAGAGCCGAGUACCAGACGCCCUGUCAGCAGACUGGACAGAAGUGGCAGUGUGUGGAGGACGCCACAGGUAAACUACGACUCUUCAAAUGUAAGAACGAAGGGGGAGGGGCAAAGAACUUCCAGAGGGGCGUGGCCGAUCACCAGCAUCCUAUCAGCAUCAAGUCCCAGCUGUACCAUCGCAACUCAGAUGGCUGUGACUGCGACCUACGCGACCUCCGACCUCUGAACCUGCGGCCCACCAUGAUGAGGCCGUUCAACAAGAAGCCGUUCUUCUCCAAGAAGAAGUUCAAAGCCCUGAAGAGUUACUCCAGAAACCGUUACAGCCGCUCCACAUCCAUGAUGAACAGUUACCCCGGUAACCACAGCCUGGUGGGCAUGCCUGACGAGUCCGAGGACGAGUUCAGCGGGAUGGGAGGAGCUCCCAGUGUCGUGGCCCCACCCAACUCCAUCAAAGUCACACACAGAUGUUCGAUUCUGUCUAACGCCUCGGUGAAGUGUGACACAGGAGUGUAUCAGUCUCUGCAGGCCUGGAAGGACCACAAGCUGCACAUAGACCACGAGAUUGAGACUCUGCAGACAAAGAUAAAGAACCUGAGAGAGGUCAGAGGUCACCUGAAGAAGGCCCGCCCCCUGGAGUGUGACUGCAAUAAAUACCUGUACAAGUCCAAACUGAAGAAUAAGCUGAGGUUCCGAGGAGGUGGUCUGCACCCCUUCAGGAAGGGAGGGGCUCGGGAUAAGAAGGCUUGGCUUCUGAAGGAGCAGAAGAGGAGGAAGAAGAUGAGGAAGAUGAUCAAGAGGAUCCGGAACAAUGACACGUGUUCGAUGCCUGGACUGACCUGCUUCACACACGACAACCAGCACUGGCACACUGCACCCUACUGGACACUGGGUUCGUUUUGUGCAUGCACCAGCGCCAACAACAACACGUACUGGUGUCUGAGGACCAUCAACGAGACCCACAACUUCCUGUUCUGUGAGUUUGCCACUGGCUUCCUGGAGUACUUUGACCUCAACACAGACCCAUACCAGUUGAUAAAUGCUGUCAGCUCUUUAGAUCGGAUGGUUCUCAAUCAGCUCCACGUUCAGCUGAUGGAGCUCAGAGGCUGCAGGGGACACAAGCAGUGUAACCCUCGCACACGCUCAGUGGAGCUGGCAGGAGGGCGGGAACACGGCAGCUUCGAUGACUACAGGGUGUUUGAGAGGAGGAAGUGGCCAAGAGUCAAGAAACCUUCAUCAUCUCGAACCCUAGGUCCAAUCUGGGACGGCUGGAAGGGCUAAGCCUCCUGAUUGGUUGGAGCAGGCUCCUGACCCUGCCCACAGCAGCCUGAAGGAGCAGGGCGUGGUCGUCGACGUGGCGGCAUCGCUUGGCAACCAUGCCCCCAUCUCACCGGUCAGCCAAUCAGCUUCUGCCAUUCCUGUGACAUCGCUUGGCCCUCCCACCCUGCUGCUCAGGGAGACGCUGGGACGAAACACCCGACGCACCUCUUCAUCAGCUGCCCCUCCCUCCUUCUUCUCCUCAGCUCCCCCCUUCUCCUUCUCUGAGGGCAGCUCCAGGGGGAGGAGGAUGAGGGUGAUGGUGAUGAAGAGGAGGAGGAGGAGACAGAGAGGUAGACAGGAAAGAUUAGUUUUCCACAUCACACCAGUCAAAUCUGAGAAAGAUAAAACAGCAUUUAUAGAACAAAAACUCUCCUCCUUCUCCUCCUCCUCCUCCUCCUCUGCAGGUGACCUCCCAGCGACCAUAUUUGUUUUACAUGUUCAUAUUUAGUCUCUCUAACAGUCUGUAAAGACAUUAAAGGACCUGUCCGCCCUGUUUUUGUUGUUUUUAAACUCAGACUGAGACAGAAGCAGAAAACAAACUUCACGUCGAACACUGUGACAUCACUGCUGAUGUAAGCGUGAUGUCAUUUUUACUUUUUCUUUUCUUUUUUCUUUUUUUUCUCUUCCACUAACUUGAGCGUUGGUUACCACGGUGACCAACGGCUUUACUGACGACAGAGCAACAGUUGUACUAACUUGGUGACUGACUACAGUACCCACAAUGCAACACAGCAGCCCUGAAGAGAACGAGGAUGAGAACAUUAAAAAAAAAAAUCAAAGAGAACAAACAAGGAAAAGAACAAAAGAUACAAGACUGUGGGAGCUCGAAGUCUUGUAUUGUGUCAUCAGCCAAAAGAAAGAGGAUUACAGGAUGAUGUCAUCGCAUCCAGAACUUGUCACAGCUGUUUUGUGAAUGAAAAACUAGAGAAGAUUUCUUUAAAGUUAAAGCUGCCACCCUGGAAAAACCAUUUUACUCUAUCAUCCCAUUUUAUUUUUAAACUCGUGUUAACCAAUCACAUUCUUCCUUUUGGUCCAGUUAUUUCGUCCUCUCAGCCGUUUUUUUUUUUUUUUUUUUUUUUCAGCCCUGGUGUCCAUUCUCCCCCCUCCCUCCCUCCCUCCCUCCCUCCUCCCUCCCUCCCUCCUUCCCUCCCUCCCUCCCUCCCUUGCCCCAAACAAGCCACUGGUCAGAAAUGUCCAGAGUUCUAAAUUAGAACAUGUAACUUAUAAAAAUGUAAAAUAUAACUGUAGAAAAACAACUGAAUUUGCACAGGAAGUGAGAACAAGGUGGAAGAAUUAAACCUUUGAUGAUCUCUGCCUGUUGUAUUUGAUCCGACACACGUGUGAUGUGACUUUCCGACUGAUUAUGAGCCGGAAAAUUAAAAAAAAAGAAAGAAAUUAUUAGACACAAUCAGAUCUCUGUCAGUGUUAAAACUGCCCCUCAGAUACUCUGACACUGUUAAACAUCCCACUGCAUUUAGAGACAAAGUGUUGUUUUUCUGCAACCUUUUGUGAUUUCCUACAUUUCGCAAAAUGCCUUUCAACAGAGAAGGUUCGUCCAGUUUCGGUAUGGUUUCCAGACAUCACUGGGUUCAGAGGAGCACUGGCUGUUGCCUACAACCUGCAAACCUACAGAUGUUCUGGAAACAUCCUCAGGCUCGUUGGUCUGUAAGAAGAUGUCACUAUCUACUAUCAGCAUCAGCAGGUGAGCAAAAGUAGCUGCAUUGAUUGGCCAGUGUAUAGACCAAUCAGGCAAUAGCUACAGGUCCUCUGUACCAUAUUUCUGUGGGAGCUUAUGCAACCUAGUCAGCGUCUUUAUCAGUACAUUUCUGAUCAAUCAUAACCUCAAUUCUCUGUCCUCAAUUUACUGAUUCAUGUAGUCGAACGUCAUUUACAUGCUGCAGUUUGAUGAUGAUUCUUCUCAAGUUUUUGUCAUCUCAGUUUUUAUUAUUUUUAAUAUUUUGACAUUACACAAACACACACAAUAAAUGUGAUAUUGAAAAAUAAAAAAAAAACAAAGAAAAAAGGCAGUAAAAAAAAAAACAAGUUCUUUUGUAUUGUGUUAUCUAGUUUACCUUCUCUAAGAUGUUGUAUCCUUAAUGCAUGUCAGAAAAUAAUGUCACAUUUGAUGAGUUUUGCUUUGGAUGUUCUUCAGUUAUCAAAAGAAGACCUGUCUGCUACAAUAUUACCUGCUCAAAUUAAUAACUUUGACUAAAUUGUCUUUCGCCUCAGAACAAGUGGCCCAUGAUUCUUCAUCAUGUCAUAUCAGGCUCCUAAAUGUCUGCACCAGUGAGAGAGUUCAUGUCCACAUUGAAAUGAUAAAUAGAACUGACAACAGACAUGGCCUAAUAAUAUGGAAGUGUGUGAUCACUCAGUGUAAUUAAACCCAUAUCUAAGACCAACCGUGCGAUCACAAAAACAUUAGUUCGCUGGUUAAUACUGUGUAGAUGUGGAGUCUUACAGUGCAUCCGUUUUUUUGUUUUUAUGAACAGAAUGAUCAAUAUCAUCAAACUUUUUACAGUGAAACUAUUUUUUUACACAAAAAGUUAUAUUUAAAGUUUGUUAAAAUACCAUAACAUCGUGUAAAUCCACAUACUUCAAUCCAAAAUCAGAACCCAACAGUAUUAAAUUGAAGUGAGAUUCUGGAUCGAACGAAGACAAAAGAGAACGUGAGGCAGCGACCUGAGGACACUAAUUCAGGUAGUUUGGGAGCGUGAUGUGUAUUUGAUGGCAGACAUUAACUGUAUUUGAUGGCAGACAUUAACUGAACACACAAACAUUUUGAAGAAACCAACACUGAUUAUUGGUGACUACCGAUGGUCUCUGGUGUCAAAGUCAUGCUCAGUGAGUGAAUUCAGGCGUUUGACAAACAACUAAUUCUGUUGUGUGUGUGUUUUUUUUUUUUUUUUCAUUCAGUCUGUCUUGGGUCUUUUUCCUCUUCUGUUGUGGAUGUUUUUCCUGUUUGAUUUUUGAAUUUCAAAACCACAUUUAUUAUUGUUUUACUUAACAUUUUCUGCUGUAAAAUCCCAUGAGAGCUUGUUGUUGAUCCACAGGGAGAGGACGCACACCACACCUUAAAACUUCCAUCACAAAUAUCUGUUUUUUUUUCUAACUGUGUAGAAGUGUUUGGGGGGUGAUUUCUUCCUUCCUGUGUGAAUGCAGCUGACCUGUCUGCUGCCUAUAGUUUUUUUUUUUUUUUUAACCCCAAAUGUAUUUGCUCUGCGGUGCUAUUUGCUGUCUAACAACUAUCUAGGAAAAACCUUCUGGUUGUGUUUGAAUGUAUUUGUAAAUGUUUAGGUGUGUUCUCUAAAGACGAGCACUAGAAUCGGACGGUUCUGGACCACCUGAGACUGGACCGACUCGCAUACACACACACACACACACACACACACACACACACACACCUGCACCUGCACUCCCUCCACCCCCUCACACAUACACAUAUAUGUACAAACACACUGAAGGACAAACUGCUGAGCACUUUGAUUGGAGGAUGGAGGGAUGAAUGGACCGAUGGAGGGUUCACGGCGAGACUUGAUGACACAUGAUGUGCAGCCAGUGAUACUGAUCUAACACACCUGUACAGUCACCCACUGACCUGUGGAUACAGUGAUUGGUUUUAGUUUGUGAAUAAAGUGUUGAAUGCCAAAAUCUA
Molecule: messenger RNA, 7223 nt
Organism: Seriola aureovittata
Lineage: Eukaryota; Metazoa; Chordata; Actinopteri; Carangiformes; Carangidae
Product: extracellular sulfatase Sulf-2-like
Exons: 23
Coding region: 929-3532 (867 amino acids)
Cellular component (GO): Golgi apparatus; plasma membrane; endoplasmic reticulum
Molecular function (GO): calcium ion binding; N-acetylglucosamine-6-sulfatase activity; glycosaminoglycan binding
Source: RefSeq, a predicted model, not a curated record